Lagenorhynchus albirostris (white-beaked dolphin) is the source of this 509-nucleotide messenger RNA. RefSeq names its product metallothionein-1E-like. Bases 185 to 370 code for a protein of 61 amino acids. The record is from RefSeq and is a predicted model, not a curated record. NCBI's taxonomy places the organism in Eukaryota, Metazoa, Chordata, Mammalia, Artiodactyla, Delphinidae. The transcript has 3 exons. Gene Ontology annotation, molecular function: metal ion binding.
CGGGCGCUGCGGGCGGGCGGCGCAGACGCGGGGAGGGUGCAAGGAGUGGGUGGGACCUCUGCGCCCGGGCCGCCUCCUCUGGGAACAAACACUGCAAGCAGGCUCCUAGGCUCGACACGCCUUCCACCAGCUCAGGUGCCUCUUGCCCGCUUGCUUUCGAUCCCCGGCCUCACGUCGCCUCCAAAUGGACCCCAACUGUUCCUGCGCCACUGGCGGCUCCUGCGGCUGCGCUGGCUCCUGCACCUGCAAAGCCUGCAGAUGCGCCUCCUGCAAGAAGAGCUGCUGCUCCUGCUGCCCCGUGGGCUGCGCCAAGUGUGCCCAGGGCUGCGUCUGCAAAGGGGCCUCGGACAAGUGCAGCUGCUGUGCCUGAUGUCGCGGAGAGCCUGCCCCGGGUGUCAACAGAGCAACCAGGACAAACCUGCAUUUUACCGUUUUUCAUACAACCGGACCUGACGCUACAUUCCUUUUUCUAUGAAAUCUGUGACUUGUAAUAAAAGCUGUUGACUUUA